AUGGAAAUCUCUACCAUUCAACGAGCAUCAAGCAGCAGAGUGUUAGAGGAUCCACAGACUGAAGCGUCCACUGCUCAAGAAUCCACCCAUGCUCGAGAACUGUUUGAAGUGGAAGAAGUUGGGAACAAUGGAGACGACGACGACAUCGAGUAUCCUACCGGCACUAAACUAUGGCUCGCUGUAUCGUCGUUCUGCCUCGCCUCCUUCUUACAUGGAUUGGACCUGACCAUUGUUGCCGUGGCGGUACCGAGUUUGACUGACCAGUUCAAGACAGUGAAUGAUAUUGGCUGGUACUCGGCAUCAUACAUGAUGACCAGCAGCGCUCUCAUCUUCUUCUUUGGGAAGAUGUAUACCUUGUACUCCAUCAAACCUCUGUUUGUGUUUGGAAUCGCCGUCUUCGAGCUCGGGUCUUUACUUUGCACCUUCUCCCAAAGUUCCCACAUGUUCAUCUUGGGGAGAUCGAUUGCCGGAGUUGGGACGAGCGCCAUCCAAGGCGGUGGUCUGAAGCUCAUGAGACACUGUUUCCCCGUCUCGAAGCUGCCCAUGGCCAUGAGCCUUGUGAGUGCUUGCUCGUCAUCGGCCUGCUGGAGAGCUUGUUUCGCCAUCAACAUUCCUUUGGGCGUACUCUGCAUCGUUUUCAUCCUUUACGGCUUUCACGAUUUCAUCUUGAACCCGGAUGAGUCAAUGCCGUGGAGAGCCAAAAUUCGAUGCCUCGAUCCUGUAGGCACUUUGCUGGUCAUCCCAUCCGUGACGUGUCUGCUUAUGGGCUUGCAAUGGGGAGGUAUCAAAUAUGGAUGGAAGGAUUGGCGCAUCAUCCUUGUUUUCGUUCUUUUUGGAGUGCUUUCCUCGGGCUUUGCAUAUCUACAAUACCGCCAGGGUGAUGUCGCCAUCCUCCCACCGAGAAUCGUCAAAAAGCGGAGCAUCCUCGCUGCCAUGUGGUUUUCGUCCUGUUGCAACGGAGUUCUGGCAGUCACCGAGUAUUACAUUGCCAUCUAUUUCCAAGGUGUGCAGGGACUCUCGGCAACCACAUCAGGCUUGCUGGGUCUGCCUAUGAUCGUAGGCCUCGGUGUGGCGACUGUGAUGUCCGGCUUGGGAACUUCAGCCAUAGGGUAUUAUUACCCUUUCAUGUUUGCGACGAGUAUCUUCGCGCCUGUCGCCUCCGGCCUGCUCACCACGCUGGACCCGGAUGAAAGUCAUGUCAAAGUGGCCGCUUUGCUAGCGUUCUUGGGCAUCGCUAUCGGCCUUAGCCUCUCGACACCCUCACUCAUCGUGCAAGCAACCCUCUCCCCAAAGGACAUCUCGAUCGGCGCGGCAAUCGUGGGAUUCGGCGGAGGCAUGGGCUCUGCAUUGUGGACAUGUGCAUCGGCAGCCUUGUUUCAGAAUCGCCUAGUCCGUGAAAUCCAACAGCACGAACCCGGCGCCAACGUCACAGCAAUUGCAGAUGCUGGCUUAUCCGAUCUCAGACGUUACAUCGGUAGUGAGAAGCUGAGGGUCGUCCUGGCUGGCUACAAUGAGGCGGUAUCACAAACGUUGUAUAUUCCACUUGCUUUGGGCAUUCUUACUGUUGCCGGCUCGAUUGCUGCGGAAAGGAAAUCGGUCAAGUCGAAGCAAACGUAGACGCGAGAUACAAUACGCCGAAGGGCAUCAUAAAGGACAGCUAAUCAAAUGCACCGGGAUAAACACACCUCUCCUCCACACUUUCUCAUCGUCACAUCAAGGAAAUUUCUGGACACUUGUGGACUCAGGGCUAGGAAAAAAGUAGCUCAGAGUAUGUAUUCACAGAUUACGAAGAUUUUGAGCGAAGGGAUUACAAGACUGCACAGAAAGUGCCAGACCGGCUGAUACAACCAAGAGAAAAAUAUGGAGAGCUCAGCAAAUGCUUUAUAAAGGACAAAGAAAAAC
Molecule: messenger RNA, 1902 nt
Organism: Exophiala oligosperma
Lineage: Eukaryota; Fungi; Ascomycota; Eurotiomycetes; Chaetothyriales; Herpotrichiellaceae
Exons: 6
Coding region: 1-1617 (538 amino acids)
Biological process (GO): transmembrane transport
Molecular function (GO): transmembrane transporter activity
Source: RefSeq, a predicted model, not a curated record